AUGAAAGAAAUCAAUUGUGAAGUUAUUGGAGUGAGUGUAGAUUCAGUUUAUUGUCAUCAAGCAUGGUGUGAAGCAGAUAAAAGUAAAGGAGGAGUAGGAAAGUUGACAUUCCCAUUAGUAUCAGAUAUUAAGAGAUGCAUUUCUAUCAAAUAUGGAAUGUUAAAUGUCGAAGCAGGAAUUGCAAGAAGAGGAUAUGUCAUCAUUGAUGAUAAAGGAAAAGUAAGAUACAUUCAAAUGAAUGAUGAUGGAAUUGGAAGAUCAACGGAAGAAACAAUCAGAAUAGUUAAAGCAAUUCAAUUCAGUGAUGAACAUGGAGCAGUUUGUCCACUCAAUUGGAAACCAGGCAAAGACACCAUUGAACCAACACCAGAUGGAAUUAAGAAAUAUUUAACAGCACAUUAA
This is a messenger RNA of Entamoeba histolytica HM-1:IMSS, 402 nucleotides long. Its product is annotated as peroxiredoxin, putative. Gene Ontology annotation, molecular function: thioredoxin peroxidase activity. The transcript has a single exon. Gene Ontology annotation, biological process: cell redox homeostasis; response to oxidative stress; hydrogen peroxide catabolic process. The record is from RefSeq and is a predicted model, not a curated record. Gene Ontology annotation, cellular component: cytosol. The coding region runs from base 1 to 402 and encodes 133 amino acids. NCBI's taxonomy places the organism in Eukaryota, Evosea, Mastigamoebida, Endamoebidae.